Molecule: messenger RNA, 4017 nt
Organism: Actinia tenebrosa (Australian red waratah sea anemone)
Lineage: Eukaryota; Metazoa; Cnidaria; Anthozoa; Actiniaria; Actiniidae
Source: RefSeq, a predicted model, not a curated record
AUGUCGGAAAAAGUGGAUGCGGAUGCGGAUGCGGAUGCGGAUGCGGAUGCGGAUGCGGAUGCUACGGAAGCAGUCAAGAAAGCUGCGGACAAGAAAAAAGUCGCAGUUAUAAUUUCAGUGAUUGGAAGCAAAACAUACAACACCCUACGAGAUUUAUGUUCGCCUUCAGUUCCAAAAGAAAAGUCUUUCUCCGAAAUUUGUGAAUUACUAAAAUCGUACUACAAGCUCAAGAGUUUAGAAGUUGCUGGAACAUAUAAAUUUCAUUCCUGUGUGCAAGCUGAAAGCGAGAGCAUCGCCGAGUAUAGGGCAAGACUUAGACGUUCAGCUACUGAUUGUAAUUUUGGUACAUUCCUGCCAAGAGCCCUCCGGGACCAAUUUGUAAGUGGCAUCCGCGAUGGAAAUACAAAGAAGAAACUCCUAAGUCAAGAUAUUCCUACCAUUGAAGAUGCAAUGAAAAUUGCCAUAGCUGAUGAAGCAGCAAAACGAGAAAGUCAAUUACUUCAGACAAAUCCGAUUCAUGCUUUUAAGGCCACGAUGCCAAACAAACACAAAAAGGUAAGAGAACGUAGAGAUACUCAGCGACCAAAGCCUCAAUCCUCUUCUAAAAUUACUGAAGAAAAGAAGCCAUCCUAUACUUGUUUCAGUUGUGGGGGAACUGGACAUUCAAGAAAAGACUGCAGACACAGAGACAAGGUAUGCCAUUCAUGUAAUCUUAAAGGGCACAUAGCAAAAGUCUGUAAGAAGACUGGGGUGCAUUCAAUGCAACCUGAUCAUGAUUCUUCACAAGAUCAUUCUGACCUAGAAGGAGACAUGUAUACUAUUUUUGAACUGAACAAUGUCUCAACUCCAGACAUAAAAGUUCCACUGAAGAUUGAAGGUCUUCCAACUGAGAUGCAGCUUGAUACGGGAUGUGCAUUCACAUUAGCUCCCAAGUCCUUCUAUGAUAAAUUUUGUUCACACAUUCCAUUGAAGCCUACACAAGUGGUUUUGUCUACAUACACUGGAGAGAAAAUAAACCCCUUAGGAGAAGUGAAAGUGGAUGUGGAGUAUGAUAACAGCAAUUAUCCAUUGCCUCUACUUAUUUUAAAUGCUGGGACUACUCCCCUCUUUGGGAGAAAUUGGUUGAGUAAAGUUAAUCUAGACUGGCACAAACUGCCAGGUAUAGAGACAGUACAUAAUGUUAAAGCUACCCAAAACCAAGACCUGACUUCUUUAUUAAAGAGACAUGAGGCAUUGUUUGAUUCAGGAUUGGGAUGCUACAAUGGCCCACCUGAGCAUCUUAAAGUCAAGGAGACUCCAAAGUUUCACAAGGCUCGACCUGUAGCAUAUGCACAAAAGCCAAAAGUUGAGAAGGCCCUAGCUAAGAUGGAAGAAGAAGGAGUGAUAAAGAGAGUUGCAACAGCCCCCUGCGCUGCACCAAUAGUGGUGGUUGGCAAGAAAGAUUCAGAAGACGUUCGCAUAUGUGGAGACUUCAGUGUGACUUACAAUAGUUGUGCUGAUGCUGAAACCUAUCCACUUCCUAAAAUAGAGGAUAUUCAUGAAGCAGUAAGAGGGUGCACACAGUUUACUAUCUUAGACAUAAGCCAAGCAUACCAUCAAAUUCCCAUAGCAACAGAGUCACAGCCAUAUCUAACUGUUAAUACGCACAUGGGACUGUACUCAUUCACACGACUUCCAAAUGGUGUGCACUCUGGACCAGCUAUAUUUCAGAGAAUAAUGGACAAUACCCUUGCUGGUCUCUCAAAGACCAUUUGCUACAUUGAUGAUAUCCUAGUUGCAGGAACUGAUGAACAAGAUCAUCUCAACACGCUUUCCAAAGUCCUAGAAAGACUCUCUACUGCUGGGUUCAAACUGAACCAAAAGAAGUGUCAAUUCAACAAAUCCUCUGUUACUUACUUAGGUCAUGUGAUUGAUGGACAUGGCCUCCAUCCUACUGAAGACAAGCUCAAGGCUGUGAAAAAUGCACCUAGUCCAAAGGAUGUGGCUGCUCUUAAGUCCUUUCUUGGAUUACUGAUGUUUUAUUCAAGGUUUCUACCUAACCAUUCAACUGUCCUGGCGCCCUUAAACAGAUUGCUAAAGAGGGAUGUCGAGUGGAGAUGGACAAAGACUGAGGAACAGGCAUUCAUAAAUGCUAAGAAACUGCUACUUGAAUCACAGACACUUGUACAUUAUAAUGAUGCCCUACCCCUCUACUUAUCUUGUGAUGCUUCAUCAUAUGGAGCAGGUGCUGUGUUGUCUCACUACAUUGACAAUCAUUACCGUCCAGUUGCAUUUGCAUCCUGUACUUUAACCCCAGCACAAAAGAACUACUCCCAGUUGGAUAAGGAGGCUUUUAGCAUCGUGUUUGGCAUAAAGAGAUUCCAUCAGUACUUGAGUGGACGUAAAUUCACGAUUAUUACAGAUCAUCGACCCUUACUAUCAUUGUUUGCUCCAGACCGUCCAGUACCACUUCACGUUGCCGCAAGGUUACAGAGAUGGUCCUUAGUACUUCAGUCAUACAACUACAGCAUUGCAUACAGGAACACUACAGCACAUGCAGAUGCAGACUCAAUGUCUCGCUUACCUUUGCCUGAAACAUGGGAACCACCAAGUCGCAAUGUCAACUGCUACUUCCUUGAAAAUGAAGGUAUGCCAUAUGUUUCAAGUGAAAUGAUUGCAAAGGCCACUGCUGCUGAUCCUUCCCUGAGCAGAGUUUUGCAGUACACUAUGACUGGAUGGCCACAUGUUGUGGAUCCAUCUUUAAUCACAUACAAGAACAAACAAGAUGAGUUAACCCUAGAGCAAGGUUGCUUGUUAUGGGGACUUCGAGUUGUUGUUCCUGCAUCCCUUCAAGAUAAAGUUCUUGAGGAACUACAUGAGACCCAUCCUGGAAUGACACGUAUGAAAUCUAUUGCGAGGUCUUAUGUUUGGUGGCCUAACAUAGAUUCUGAAAUAGAAGAAACAGUACGAUCAUGUCAUGUUUGCCAAGCAACUCGAGCAAGCCCAUCUGAGGCACCUGUUCACCCAUGGAGCUACCCUACAAGACCCUGGCAAAGGCUACAUGUAGAUUUCAAAGGUCCAGUGUUAGGACGAACAUAUUUAGUUGUUGUUGAUGCAUACAGCAAAUAUCCGGAAGUGGUGAAUAUGCCCAGUACAACAGCCACUUCCACAAUCAAGGUUCUACGCGACAUUUUCAGUCGACAUGGUCUACCGGAGAUCAUCGUCUCAGAUAACGGCCCACAGUUCGUAUCUGAAGAAUUCCGUAACUUUUGCAACAGGAAUGGCAUCAUCCAUCGCAAGUCAGCGCCUUACAAGCCUUCGACAAAUGGGCAGGCAGAAAGGAUCGUUCAAGUUCUUAAAUCAGCCAUAACAAAAGCUACAGUUGCGGGAGAAGAUAUUGAUACUGCCGUUGCAGGGCAUAUGCUUGUGUACCGAAACACCGCGCAUGCAACUACUGGACAAAGUCCUUCAAUGCUAUUGAUGAAGAGAAAGCUUCGCACAAGAUUAGAUUUACUUAAGCCUUCAGUACAACGUUAUGUAGAGAACAAACAGAACUCUAUUGCAGAAAGAACUGCAAAUAGACCCUUACGACAGUUUCAAGAAGGAGAUACCGUGAUGGUGAGAAACUAUGGUGCUGGAGACAAAUGGCUGCCUGGAAAGAUAUCUGAAGUUCUCGGAAAGAGAAAUUACAAUGUUCAAGCAGGAAGACAAUUGUGUAAGAGACAUGUAGAUCAAAUACUCAAGGGUAAAGUGCAACCACAAACAAGUGUGCAUCUAGAUGUUGAGUUGAGUGACUCAAUGCCAGUAAUUGAACAAGACACGGUUACAGAACCUGAUGCUACAAACCUGCCAACAGGUAAUUCUCAGCCAAAGACAUCUGAGGUUGCUUCCCCACCAAGAUCGAAUCCGGAAAGGAUUGAUACGUCAAAGGCUGAAAACACUACAACAGUACCAGCAGUUCAACCCUGCUCAAGUCCAAAAGCUCAUCGCUACCCUACCAGAUCAAACAGAAGACCACCAGAUUAUCUAAGAUUAUGA